UCUCGGUUUCAGCGCGGGAGUAAGAGAGAGUGAGCGAGAGGUAAGAGUGAGCGAGAGGUAGAGGGAAAGAGUCCUCAGCUGUAGAAACCUGUGUCUGUGUGGCGGCAAGAGGAGAGUGCGAGAAAUGGCACCGUUGAAGGCUCUGGAGCAAGAGUAUCCGAUUAUAGACUCCAACUUCCAGAGCUUCUGUGCUUCUCAAGGCAUUUUCUCAGGUGGAUUACGCGAGGGACAGUUAACUGAACUUGUUGGGCCAUCAUCUUCUGGUAAAACACAACUUUGCCUACUAGCCGCCUUCAAUGUUGCAAAGGAGCAUAUGUGCAGUGUUGUAUACUUAGAUACAGGCAAUUCUUUUUCUCCCCAACGCGUUAAACACUUUAUUUGUCGGCGUUCUGACCCUGCCAUUGAGCAGGAGGAUAUCUAUUUGUUCCCUUCUGUGUACUGA
Molecule: messenger RNA, 442 nt
Organism: Alnus glutinosa
Lineage: Eukaryota; Viridiplantae; Streptophyta; Magnoliopsida; Fagales; Betulaceae
Product: DNA repair protein RAD51 homolog 4-like
Exons: 4
Coding region: 125-442 (105 amino acids)
Biological process (GO): double-strand break repair via homologous recombination; DNA strand invasion; telomere maintenance
Cellular component (GO): replication fork; centrosome; Rad51B-Rad51C-Rad51D-XRCC2 complex
Molecular function (GO): single-stranded DNA binding; ATP-dependent activity, acting on DNA; four-way junction DNA binding
Source: RefSeq, a predicted model, not a curated record